GUUUUAUAUCAGAUUACUUAAAAUAUCGCCUUUAUCCUGUGUAAUGAGCCUCUGCGCUUCCAGAUAGCGUUGUAUUGUCUUCCUGUGAGUAAAUCUGUGUGAAAGAUCUGUGCGAGUCGGCGGCGUGAGUGUUGCACUGAAGAGAAAAAUCUCAGUAAGCGUGCAUUUGCCCCCUUGGUGGACAAUUCUGCAAGAGAGGGCAGGAAAUUACUGAAAUGCUUACGCAAGCAGAAAAUAGGGGGCGCUGCGCAUCUGUUCAGUUGGUUUGCAACCGCUCAUUAAAGCCACCGAAGAAGUAAAGGCGGAAGAAUCGGCGAGUCGUCGAGGCAUUUAGGUAAUUAUGGUGUUGAAGGAGAUACCAGCAGACAAUAUCACCCGGCCCUUGGGCCGCAAUGAGGUCAUUGGUUUACUCUUCCGCCUUACGAUAUUUGGUGCUGUUACCUACUUUACAAUAAAGUGGAUGGUGGAUGCUAUUGAUCCAACAAGAAAACAAAAAGUUGAAGCACAGAAGCAGGCAGAGAAACUCAUGAAGCAGAUUGGAGUGCACAACGUCAAGCUGUCUGAGUAUGAGAUGAGCAUUGCAGCCCAUCUGGUGGACCCGUUAAGUAUGCAAAUAACGUGGAGUGAUAUAGCUGGCCUAGAUGACGUAAUAACUGAGCUGAAGGACUCAGUCAUUCUUCCCAUCCAGAAAAGGCAUCUGUUUGAAAGGUCAAAGCUUCUUCAGCCUCCCAAAGGAGUGCUACUGUACGGUCCCCCAGGCUGUGGAAAAACUCUGAUAGCCAAAGCCACAGCCAAAGAGGCCGGUUUCCGGUUCAUCAACCUGCAGCCCUCCACUCUGACGGAUAAAUGGUACGGCGAGUCCCAGAAACUGGCUGCAGCUGUCUUCUCCCUGGCCAUCAAGCUCCAGCCCUCUAUCAUCUUCAUUGAUGAAAUUGACUCCUUUUUAAGAAACCGCUCCAGUUCGGACCAUGAGGCUACUGCCAUGAUGAAGGCUCAGUUCAUGAGCUUAUGGGACGGACUAGACACAGAUUACAAAUGCCAGGUUAUAAUUAUGGGUGCCACCAACCGGCCUCAGGAUCUGGACUCGGCUAUUCUUCGCAGAAUGCCUACUAGGUUCCACAUUAAUCAGCCUAAUAUCAAGCAGAGGGAAUCGAUACUGAGGCUCAUCCUGGAGAAUGAGAAUAUUGGGGCCAGCGUAGACCUGCGUGAAAUAGCAAAACACACAGAUGGCUUCUCGGGAAGUGACCUCAAAGAGAUGUGUCGAGAUGCAGCUCUGUUCUGUGUACGGGAACUCGUGCAUGCUGAGGAGAGUUCAGAGGAAGACUACAUCCGACCCAUCCAGCAGACUGACCUCCAAAAAGCCACUGAAAAGAUGAAAAAGUCGAAAUCGGCAGGAGCACCAAGUAUGCUGCUGGAUGCAGCCUUGGACUGAUUCUGAUACUACUGGCCAGGGUGAAUUAUUUCCCCAGAAGAUUAUAAUACUUUUUGUAAAUUUAACAUGUUUAUCAUAUAAUAUGGUUUGCAUAAGAAGGUGCUCUAGAAACAGGAUAUUUGAUCUAUCAACUCUCUCUUUGCAAUAUGCCUUUUUUUCUUUUCUUUUUUUUUUUUUUUUUGGCUAUUUUUGCCACAUCAUACUAUAUGCCUUUUGGGCAUUAGGUUUGCUAAGAACUUGCUGCAUGGGAUAUUAGGAGAAUAUUUAUAAAACUGUACAGAAGCAGGCAACAUGUGUAUAUAAAGCACCUAGGUCAUAUUCAUUUCAGACAGUUAAAAAAAUAACAGAUCAGGAAGGGAAUGAGAUUCCUUUGUAUUUCUAAAGGAUUUCUACUUGCUGGUUUGUUUAGUGACUUACGUUUACAGAUACUGGAUAUAUAGUGUAGACACCCCUGUUAAAAUUGUAGGUUUUUGUGAUGUUAAAAAUCAAAGCAAGAUGUCGGUUCUAUUUCCACCAUUAACGGGACAUAGCAGCCAAUCUGAAGCCAUUCCACUGUUGACUUGGAUUAGUGCUUUGGGUUGUUAUUGUGCUGGAAGGUGAAAUUUUUCUUCAUCUUCACCUGUCUAACAGAGGCCUGCAGGUUUUUAUGGCAAAAUAAAUGCUGCCACCACCAUGCUUCACCGUGGCUAUGGUGUUCUUUGGGUAAUAAGCUGUUGUGCGCCAAACAUUUCUUUUAGAAUUAUGCCCGCAAAGGUCUGCCUUGGUCUCAUCAGACCAUAACACAUUUUGCCACACAGUUUGGGGUGAUUGUAUGUAUGUUUUAGCAAAUUGUAGGCUUGGAUGGUUUUUUUUUCUUCUUCUUCUUUUUUUAUGAGAAUAAACAUGGCAGACUUGUGAAGAAUAUGAGAGAUUGUCACAUGCAGGGAGUGAGCAGUACUCGCCACUCUUGAGAUCCCGUAGAUGCUUUGUAAGCUACUUGUAUACAUGGUUAAAGCAGUCAGAUGAAACCGAGAUGAUGUCAAGAAAAUCCUACAUCCAUCCAUCCAUCCAUCCAUCCUCUGUACCACUUAUCCUACACAGGGACGUGGGGUAACCUGGUGCCAGUCCCAGGGGACUCGGAGCGCAAGGCGGGGGAACACCCUGGACAGGGUGCAUACUCAUCGCCCACACACAAACACACACACACACACACACCUGACAAUUUGGAAAUACCUACAACGCAUGUCUUUGGACUGGGGAGGAAACCUGAGUAACCAGAGGAAACCCCUGAAGCACAGGGAGAACAUGCAAACUCCACGCACACAGGGCGAAGACGAGAUUUGAACACCCAACAUUGGAGAUGCGAGGCAAACGUGAUAACCACUAAGCCACUGUGCCCCAUCCCCAAAAACAGCUGAUCUUUUUUUGGGGUUAAUCUGACUCACUGAAUGUGAUUGGUUAACUCUGAGCACAGCCACAUGCUUCAUUAUAAAAAGAUGCAACCUGCACACUUAUGCAACCAGGUUAUUGUAAGUUUUUCUUCUUUCUAAAAUGUUUUUGUUUAUUUUUCACUUGAAUUUUUGGUUAUGUUUAUGGGUUAUGUCACAUUAAAGGUGGAAAAAUAUCUGACGUGAUUUAUCUUGGUUUCACUUAUUUCCGUGACAAAAACCAGACAAUUUAACAGGGGUGUGUAAACGUAUUAUAUCCACUGUACAAUGGUCUUUGGAUUGAAAUACAAAGCAUGUUUUUGAGCAGUGUACAGAGAAAAGCUUUUGUGAUGUGUAAUGUGGUAUUUUCUCUAGCAAUAAAUAGGGGUGUACAGACUGUCUGUGACCUAAGCUAUAUCUGUCCUUUAAAAAACUGUUCAGAUGUCUUUUCUAUUAGUGUGUGGAUUCUGAAAAGAUUUUCUACACAGAGGAAGAAAAGUAGAAUAGAAGUUAACUUAAGUGAUGAGUAUAAGUUGUUAGCUCUUAUAGUAUGUAUAUAAUGCUUAGUAAACAAUGUAUAUCAA
This is a messenger RNA of Pangasianodon hypophthalmus (striped catfish), 3422 nucleotides long. RefSeq names its product ATPase family AAA domain containing 1b (gene atad1b). The coding region runs from base 341 to 1432 and encodes 363 amino acids. Gene Ontology annotation, molecular function: ATP hydrolysis activity; ATP binding. Gene Ontology annotation, cellular component: mitochondrial outer membrane. The record is from RefSeq and is a predicted model, not a curated record. The transcript is spliced from 11 exons. NCBI's taxonomy places the organism in Eukaryota, Metazoa, Chordata, Actinopteri, Siluriformes, Pangasiidae.